AUGAAUUUAUCGCAGAUCCGGAUUCCUGCGCGGCGCAUUGCCAAUGCAGCUUCAACCAGCAGAGCACUUCGUCUCUAUGGGCCGACCCUCAACACCGCAGCUCUUCGAAGGAGUGCCAAUCUUCCAGCACGAAACUUGUCGCCGGUAGUGGUUUUAAGAACAUAUGGUAAUGGCCGACCACAUCCUCCAGGAGGGACCCAUCGCAUGGAUUUGGGAGGAGGUGGCGAGGAGAAGUCCGCGCUGGAAACAUACGGCGUUGAUUUGACGGCCCGGGCGAAGGCUGGGAAGCUCGAUCCAGUCAUUGGAAGGGAUUCAGAGAUACACCGAACCAUUCAAGUUCUGUCAAGACGCACAAAGAACAACCCGGUUCUCAUUGGAUCUGCCGGGACGGGAAAGACAGCCAUACUUGAAGGUUUGGCACAGCGAAUCAUUCGAGGUGAUGUGCCAGAGAGCAUCAAAGAGAAGAGAGUCAUCUCGCUGGAUCUUGGACAACUGAUUGCCGGCGCGAAGUUUCGUGGCGAUUUCGAAGAACGCCUGAAGAAGGUACUGAGUGAAGUGCAAGAGGCUCAUGGCGGAGUAAUAUUGUUCGUUGACGAGCUUCAUACUCUUCUCGGGCUUGGAAAGUCUGAGGGCAGCAUAGAUGCUAGCAACCUCUUGAAACCUGCUCUUUCAAGAGGAGAGCUUCAAUGCUGUGGUGCAACUACUCUAAAUGAGUACCGCAGCAUAGAAAAGGAUGUUGCCUUAGCCAGGCGCUUCCAACCCAUUCAAGUCGACGAGCCAAAUAUUCAAGACACCAUCAGUAUAUUGCGAGGUAUAAAAUCAAAAUAUGAGGUUCAUCAUGGUGUAAGAAUAACAGAUGGGGCACUUGUCGCAGCAGCAACUUAUAGCAAUCGCUACAUUACAGAUCGCUUCUUACCAGACAAAGCUAUUGACCUGAUGGACGAAGCCGCCAGCGCACUCCGCCUGCAGCAAGAAAGCAAACCAGAAGACAUAAUGCGUCUCGACCAACGAGUUAUGACCCUUCAAAUUGAGCUCGAGAGUCUCCGGAAAGAAACAGACGUUGCCAGCCGAGAACGUCGAGAAAAGCUUCAAGCAACGCUCAAAGAAUGCCAGGAAGAGACAGCAAAGCUUACAGAAAAAUGGGAGAAAGAACGUGCAGAAAUUGAUCAGGUCAAGAAGGUCAAGGAAGACUUAGAAAAGGCUCGCGUUGAGUUGGAUCAAGCUCAACGGGAGAAUAACUUUGGCCGUGCUGGAGAACUUCGAUACUCGGUCAUCCCAGCACUCGAAGCCAAGCUUCCCACGGAUGGAGAGUCCGCUACAGAAUCCAGCGAUGGCACCCUGAUCCACGAAUCAGUGACCGCGGACGAUAUUGCGGCAGUCGUAUCUCGAGUGACAGGUAUACCAGUGUCCAAACUAACUUCAGGCCAUGCGGAAAAGCUCAUUCACAUGGAAGACUCCUUACGGGAGUCCGUCCGCGGCCAAGACGAAGCUCUCAAGGCCGUCGCUAACGCCGUACGCAUGCAACGUGCUGGGCUGAACGGAGAGAACAGACCUCUGGCAUCGUUCUUCUUCCUUGGUCCCACAGGAGUGGGGAAGACAGAACUUUGCAAGAAGCUAGCCAACUUUUUGUUCUCUACCGAGUCGGCUGUGGUCCGUUUCGAUAUGAGCGAGUUCCAGGAGAAACACACGAUUUCCAGGCUCAUUGGCAGUCCUGCAGGAUACGUUGGCUACGAUGAUGCUGGACAGCUCACUGAAGCCGUUCGACGCAAGCCUUACGCUGUGCUCUUGUUCGACGAAUUCGAAAAAGCCCACCGAGACAUCUCGGCAUUGCUAUUACAGGUUCUAGACGAAGGCUUCCUGACCGAUGCCCAAGGCCAUAAAAUCGACUUUCGAAACACGCUGAUAGUUUUCACAUCGAAUCUUGGUGCCGAUAUAUUGGUAGGAAAUAAUGCGCUCCAUCCGUACCACGAGGAGCCGAACGGAGAUAUCGCACCUGAAGUCCGCAAUGCAGUUAUGGAUGUCGUUAAUAACAACUACGCUCCAGAAUUUCUCAACCGCAUUGAUGAGUUCAUCAUUUUCAAGCGGCUCUCCACCACUGCUCUCCGCGAUAUCGUUGAUAUCCGCCUCAAAGAACUACAAGUCCGCCUCGACGAUCGCCGCAUAAACCUUUCCGUCGAUGACACAGUACGGGACUGGCUUGCAGAGCGCGGCUACGAUCCCAGAUUCGGUGCGAGACCGCUAAAUAGAUUGAUUAGUAAGGAGAUUGGGAAUAGGAUGGCAGAUAAGAUCAUUAGGGGUGAGUUGAAGAUGGGUGAUACGGCGAUUGUAAAAGUAAAUGGGGAGAAAGAUGGAUUGGAAAUCAGUGUAUAA
Molecule: messenger RNA, 2370 nt
Organism: Cadophora gregata
Lineage: Eukaryota; Fungi; Ascomycota; Leotiomycetes; Helotiales; Ploettnerulaceae
Gene: HSP78
Product: chaperone ATPase hsp78
Exons: 6
Coding region: 1-2370 (789 amino acids)
Biological process (GO): cellular response to heat
Cellular component (GO): cytoplasm; mitochondrial matrix
Molecular function (GO): ATP binding; ATP hydrolysis activity
Source: RefSeq, a predicted model, not a curated record